UUUGACAGUGAUGACAUGAUUGAUCAUAGAAGUCAUGUUUUGCAACAUAUGAGAAAACUUUGGAAUAAUUGGAGAUGAUCAUUGCACAAGAAAAUGAAAUCGAAGUCGUUGCAUGAGGUUCUAAAAGAUGAGCCGGCAGGAGUAGAAAAGAGUGAUUGGCAAUGGUUGGUCAAGGAACAUUUCUUAUCUGCUAAAUUUAAGGAAGCAAGUACAAGAAACUCAGUCAAUAGGUCUAAGGUAGUUAUGCCUCAUCAUACGGGUAGCAAACCUUAUAGAGAGAUUAAUUACGAAAUGGGAGGCAAAGAUGGUAAUCCACCAAACAUGGCAAUUAUUUUCUUUGAGACUCAUAAGAAGGACGAUGAGCUUGUCGAACCUGAAACCAUCGAAAAAUAUGCUGAAAUCCAAGAGCUAGUACAAUCUGAACCAUCUCUUACUAAUAUUGAGGUAGUGGAAAGGUGCUUUGGACCUCAAUGCAAAAGUCAUGCAGUUGGAUUUGGGGGUGGGAUAACCGCUAAGGAGUUGAAAGGUGGUACCACCUCAAAGGCUGCAUUAUUGGAAGAGCUUAAAACAACUAAAAAAGAAAAGGAAUCACUACAAAACCGCAUGGUAUUCUGGAGAGUAAAUAUGAACGGCUUGAACGUAUGUUGGUUCGUUAGCCUUCAUCACCUCCACUAG
This is a messenger RNA of Lycium barbarum (goji berry), 675 nucleotides long. RefSeq lists its product as uncharacterized. Bases 94 to 675 code for a protein of 193 amino acids. The transcript has 4 exons. The record is from RefSeq and is a predicted model, not a curated record. Lineage: Eukaryota; Viridiplantae; Streptophyta; Magnoliopsida; Solanales; Solanaceae.